Molecule: messenger RNA, 2200 nt
Organism: Coffea eugenioides
Lineage: Eukaryota; Viridiplantae; Streptophyta; Magnoliopsida; Gentianales; Rubiaceae
Product: exocyst complex component EXO70A1-like
Exons: 12
Coding region: 1-1998 (665 amino acids)
Biological process (GO): exocytosis
Cellular component (GO): exocyst
Molecular function (GO): phosphatidylinositol-4,5-bisphosphate binding
Source: RefSeq, a predicted model, not a curated record
AUGCCAGUAAAGAUCAGGAGCACAAAGCCACGUCUAUUAUGGGAUACACAACAUAGAGCAGAGCAGAGAAUACUGGGAUACGCAGCUGCCAUGGAAACGUUGAGCGAGAGGGCCGCAUUGAUUAGAGAGUCUAUGCAGAAGGCGCAGUCCGUGACCGAUUCCAUGGUUUCCAUUCUGGGGUCCUUUGAUCGCCGUCUAUCUGCCCUGGAAACAGCCAUGCGCCCCACUCAGUUGAAAACGCAUUCCAUGAGGAGGGCGCACGAAAACAUCGACAAAACAUUAAAGGUUGCCGAGCGUAUUUUGGCUCAGUUCGAUCUCUCUCGCCAGGCCGAGGCUAAGAUAUUGAGGGGGCCGCACGAGGAUCUGGAAAGCUACUUAGAUGCAGUUGAUCAGUUGAGGAGCAUCAUUAAGUUUUUUGGUGGUAACAAGAACCUUCAGAGUAGUGUUGGAGUGGUCAACCAUGCCAAUAAUUUACUCGGAAAAUCUAUCUUGAAGCUAGAAGAAGAAUACCGUCAGCUUUUAAACUCUUACAGCAAGCCUGUGGAACCUGAUCUUCUGUUUGACUGCCUACCUAAUACUUUGCGACCAUCAACUGGAUCGCCUGCUCAAGGCGAUGGUAGUGGCUUAAAAUCAUCAGAGCACCACAAAAAGAGUCUAGAACCUGUUGUUUACCAUCCUCCAACUCUCAUUCCACCAAGAAUACUACCUCUGCUACAUGACUUAGCCUUUCAAUUGGUUGAAGGUGGCCAUCACCAGCAAUUGUUUAAUAUACACAGUGAAGCCCGAUCCUUUGUCAUGGAACAGAGCCUAAGGAAACUAGGAGUGGAGAGACUAACUAAGGAUGAUGUACAAAAGAUGCAAUGGGAAGUCCUAGAAGCAAAAAUCGGAAAUUGGAUUCAUUUUAUGCGGAUUGCUGUCAAACUUUUAUUUCAUGCAGAAAAGAAAAUUUGUGAUCAGAUUUAUGAGGGUCAUGAUUCACUCAGGGAUCAAUGUUUUGCAGAGGCUACCACAAAUAGUGUAGGCAUGCUCCUAAGUUUUGGAGAGGCUGUUGCCAAAAGCAAAAGAUCUCCUGAAAAGCUAUUUGUUCUUCUGGAUAUGUAUGAGAUAAUGAGAGAACUUAAGCCAGAGAUUGAUAUAAUCUUUGGAAGUAAAUAUUGUGGUGAAGUGCGAGAAGCUGCUGCAGUCUUAAGCAAGCGUCUAGCUCAGACUGCUCAAGAGACUUUUGUAGAUUUCGAAGAAGCUGUUGAAAAAGAUGCAACAAAAACUACUGUUCUUGAUGGAACUGUGCAUCCAUUGACUAGCUACGUGAUUAACUAUGUGAAAUUUUUGUUUGACUAUCAGUCGACACUGAAGCUACUUUUCCAAGAGUUUGGUGAUGAUGAUGUGGAGGAGAAGUUGGCAUCUUUAACAACUCGUAUAAUGCAGGCUCUUCAGAGUAACCUGGAUGGGAAAUCUAAGCAGUAUAAAGAUCCUGCUUUGACUCAAUUAUUUUUGAUGAACAACAUGCACUACAUAGUAAGAUCUGUGCGAAGGUCAGAGGCAAAGGAUAUGUUAGGAGAUGACUGGGUACAGAUACAGAGAAGGGUUGUCCAGCAGCAUGCCAAUCAAUACAAAAGGAUUUCUUGGUCCAAGAUUCUCCAGUGUCUCUCCAUUCAGGGAGCUGGGAGUGGUUCCUUUGGAGCUGAUGGUGGCAAUAGCAACAGUGCAGUGUCAAGGUCAAUGGUGAAAGACAGGUUUAAGACAUUCAAUCUGCUAUUUGAGGAACUUCAUCAAAGGCAAUCUCAAUGGACGGUGCCAGACAGUGAGCUACGUGAAUCUUUGAGGCUGGCGGUUGCUGAAGUCCUUUUGCCUGCCUAUAGAUCUUUCAUUAAACGUUUUGGGCCCAUGAUUCAAAAUGGCAAAAAUCCCCAGAAGUACAUCAGAUACAAUCCCGAGGAUCUUGAAAGAAUGCUAGCCGAGUUCUUUGAAGGGAAAACCUGGAAUGAUCCAAGACGAUAAAUUAAAUGACCAGGAAAUCAGCUUUCCUCUCUGGAUUUUGUCAGUUGUAAGCUAACAACAAGAACAUGCAAGAGAAAGAGGGUGGUGAAUCGUUUUCCUCAUCAAUUUUGUAUCAUUUCUUGUAAGCAUGAUUUUAGAUAUUCAGAAAUAAAUUGAUAAUAAUCAGCUGCUCCCAGGGGUUCUCCUUCCUCGAUCAAUUGGA